Symbiodinium sp. CCMP2592 is the source of this 2052-nucleotide messenger RNA. NCBI's taxonomy places the organism in Eukaryota, Dinophyceae, Suessiales, Symbiodiniaceae. The record is from the annotation of a GenBank genome assembly.
AUGCCUGUGCAGGAGACUGCUGAUCAGCGCGAGGAGCGCCGCUCCGCCGUCAAAACCAUUUGCAGGCUGAGCACAGCUCUGCAAAGCCCAGAAAAGCUCAGCCGGGAUGUGGGCGGACAAAUUCUGGCAGAGCGCGUUGCGCAGCUCCGAGACGCUCUGCAAGGCGAGGAGCUUCAAAUUCUCGAAGACACCGUGCGACAAUAUGAAACAGCGGUUGGAAGAGCCUUGAACUUCGAGGAUGCGCAGGCAGGCGAGCAGUCUGUAGGUGCAGCUUCUUCAAUGCCGGAGGAGCCAUCGCAACCAAGCGCCUCCUUCCAGGUUCAGUCGCAGUCCGGCGGUAGGUCUUUCCGGAUUCAUGGACAGGAUCUACAGCUGACUUUCAAUCAUGGUCCGUGGAGAUCUCAAAACGAAAAUGCUGAGGAAUGGUUUGCGUCCCAAGGUGUGCACCUUGUGGCCAGAUUCCAGACUUGGGCUUUGGAAGAACUGCCACAAAAAUUCCGCGAACCAAUCCUGCACAUGUCUCUGACUCUGGAAGAGCUGAACAAAGCCAGAGGUGGCCACGUGCAAGUUUCUCGAAAUCGUGCUCACUUUUAUGUUUACUGCAGCAAGGUCGGCACUCUCUGGUCCUUCACAAACUAUUGGCCUUUUGUGGACUACGAAGUGCAGCCCUUCUGGCUCAUGGGGUGGUGGGCGACCGGAAAGCUGAGCAACAAGCAGUAUAAAAGCUACUUGCUUAAAUGCAAGAAGUCUUAUCGUGGGCUGCUGCAAAACUUCGAAGCUGUUGUCCACUCUGAGAAUGCGCUGCAGCUGGAGGAGUAUCGUGAAACAGUCGUACAGAUCUUGGCCUCUGCACGUUUGCCUUUCCGAUCCCAUGAUGACCCGUUGUUUCCUUGCCUGCCGCACUUCUUGGAGCAGUUUCGCUGGGCCAGAGACCGGUGCAAACUCUACGCACUGCAGGGACCGUCGCAAGCAGCCAAGACUUCCUUUGUCAAGUCCUUGUUCAAGUCGCCUUUUGUCUUGACUAUCCAGGGCCAGGAUGUCUUGAACUUGCAGAGCUUCCAGUACGGUCGCCACGACGCCCUCAUCUUGGACAACCUCGUAGAGUGGUCCCUGAUAUUGAAAUACAGAGCUCUGCUCCAGGCCAAUGUGGACCUGCACAUGUUGGGUGAAUCGGCCACUGGGAUCUACAGCUACUCAGUCUUCCUUUGGGGCGUUCCCAUUUGCGUUACACUGGAUGCUGAUGUAGAUUCGACACCUUUCCUGGCAUCGGAAUGGCUCCAAGCCAAUGUGUACAGAGACGUUCUACCUGUCGGGGCAAAGUGCUACCUUGAAGGUGAGCGUGCUUCCGGCUCAGGACCGGGCAAUGCCACACGCGUCUGUGACCAGGCCAAGCAGACGCGGAGUGACAGCAGCAGAGGCAGCACAAAACUGAAAGGCAGAACUUCCUUGGCUGAGAUCCUUGAAGCCUCUCCUGUGGAGAUUGCGAAGGUUCUCAUCGAGAAAAACUUUUGCAGUGAAGCUCCUGCAGCUAAAACUUGCAGUUGCCAGAGUUCAAAGUGGAAGUUAGAGCCUCGUGGAGGUGCUUGCAACUGGCGCUGCAAAGUGUGCAGGAAGACUGUAGCUCUUACAAACGUGGACGCGGACUUGUUUGGUGGCCAGAGACUUCCUCUCAAGGCCAUUGCAGGAGCUCUCUGGCUCUACUCUUCCAAGCUCCACCUCUCACCAGACGACUGCAGCUUGCUUCUGGGCGUUGAUCAUCGGGCAAUCCGAACGCUUUUCGAGACCUUCAACCAGCACUUCGUGCCGAUCAUCGACCAGAUGAACGACGCCAUCGUGGUUGGAUUGUGCAGCGCAGAUGUCGAGCUGGAUGAGAUUUCGUUUCGGUCAAGUGGUCGAGCCCACGGAAUUGUCUGGCUCAAGUAUCUGGCAGUUGCACGGCGUGGAUCCAGUUUGGUUUGGCUGAAGCGUUUGGGCUACCGCAUCGCGGCCCCAUUUCUGUUGAAGAGAUGUUCGGCUCCGGAACCUGGGUUCGAGCUGCACAGGGUUAGUUAA